Molecule: messenger RNA, 1307 nt
Organism: Ochlerotatus camptorhynchus
Lineage: Eukaryota; Metazoa; Arthropoda; Insecta; Diptera; Culicidae
Product: RNA-binding protein with serine-rich domain 1-A-like
Exons: 3
Coding region: 143-1054 (303 amino acids)
Biological process (GO): mRNA splicing, via spliceosome
Cellular component (GO): cytoplasm; nucleoplasm; ASAP complex
Molecular function (GO): RNA binding
Source: RefSeq, a predicted model, not a curated record
UGACGACUGAAAACGAUUUGUCUCGCGGCCAUCGUGCAUUUUCAGCAUUUUUUUUCCGUCUGCCAUUACAGAGAAGUAAAUUCGUUUAAUUCACGUAAAAAGUGCUAAUUUCGGCGUCUGAUCUACCGUCGAUUGGUACAGAAUGGCUCGAUCAAAAAACCGCUCGCAAUCGGUCGACUCGGAUAAGGCGGAGAAAAAACAGCGCGGCAGGGAAAAAGAACGCAAGAAGCGGAACUCCAGCAGCAGCGAUAGCAGUUCAUCGGACAGCAGCUCGUCCCGCAGUAGUUCUGGUUCUCGGUCCAGCUCUUCGAGCAGCAGCUCGUCGUCAUCAAGUUCUUCAUCAUCCUCUAGCAGUGGAGCAGAGCGAUCGCGUACCAAGCGCAAGACCGCGACUCGUUCACGUAGCGCUAGUCCGGCGAAGGAAGCUCCUAAGGAAGUUAAGGCACCCAGACCGAAGUCGAAGGAACGCACGGAUCGUCGCAGUUCGGAACGUGACAAUGACAAGGAGAACAAACAAACCAAGGCAUCCUCCCCGGAGAGAGGCGCGGUCAAAGAUGUACGCAGUCGUAGAUCCCGUUCGGGGUCAUCCAAGCGGCGGAGGAAGGAACGUUCCGUAACGCCACGACCCACAAGAAUACACGUUGGUCGUCUAACCAGGAACGUUUCGAAGGAACAUGUUCUGGAAAUCUUUGGCACGUUCGGGGAGAUCCGCACCGUAGACUUCCCCUUGGAUCGUUUUCAACCGUUUGGACGAGGUUUUUGCUAUAUUGACUAUGCAACACCGGAGGGUGCAGAAAAUGCAACCAAACACAUGGCCGGCGGUCAAAUUGACGGACAAGAGGUCACAGCCACUGCUAUCCUGGUACCGAAAAGUCGCCCUCCGAUGCGUCGUCCAUCGCCGGUAAUGCGGAAUAAUCGACCUCCGCCUCGUUGGCGUGGGUCGCCAAGGCGCUUUCAGCGUCGGUCUCCGAUAAGACGUAGCCCACGGCGCAGGCGCUCUCGCAGUCCGGUAAGACGGCGACGUCAUAGCAACAGUUCUGAUAGUUCCCGUUAAACGGACGAUUCAAAGAUAUAUGGAAAUUAUUGUGAGUGUGAACACAGGUUGGUUUGUGUGUGUUACGCGAUCACUAAAAUGCAUACGAGAAAAAUAUUAACGCCCUUUCUUAAAUGGAUAAGAGAUCAUUAACAAUACUUCUGCGUUGGACAGGAAGAAUGGUUCCUGUCUUAAUUGUAGUAAUUCUUAUGUCAUAAGAACACAUUAAUGUAUGGAAAACUUGGUUUAAUAAAGAAUAAAUUUCAAGUCGAAA